AGGGAGCAUUCCGGAACUGCAGACUGCCUCAAAGGAGGUACGGUCAUCAACUCCUCUCCUCUUCGACGCCUUGAAGACGCCGGCACCAGCCACGGGGACAUCGUGCGCCGCUUGCACCUUCGUCUUGGGGCUAAAGCGAAAAUGGGAGCGCGAGCGUGGAUCUUCCCGACAGUCUUCCUAGCAUUGUUGAUCGCGGUUCUCUUUCAAAGGCACUGCGUCCAGGCAAUGAUCGAAGCCCAAGACAUUAUAUUCACCAACAUCACGUCGCCAUCGAUAUACAACAAGCGAGUAAGGCCCUCCUACGCAAUAGGUGUUCCUGUUGUCGUCAACACCAGCAUAGACCUCUACAGCAUGGCAUCCACGAAUGACCUCCACACUGAGUACACGGCCAAUCUGCGACUACGGCUGACGUGGUACGACCAGCGGCUGAUCUACGACGCCGACUCACUGCAGCCGGACUCGCGCAUCCAGGGUGACCAUUGGCAUGCCGAGCGGCUCUGGCUGCCCAGCGUCGAGGUUACCAACACGAUCAGCUAUGGCCCGGCCGCCGGCCACUUGGAGUCAUCCACGGCCCCUGGUGCCACCUCGAUGUUGGUCAUCGUACUGCCCGACGGGACGGUGCACCUCAUCAGGAAACUGAAUCCCAAGCUGACAUGCGAGAUGGAAUUCCACAAGUACCCGCUGGACAAGCAACGUUGCAGCCUGAAAAUACAGAGCAGCACGCUGUCGACUAGCAAUAUGGUGCUUAACUGGGACACGGAAGAGUCCUUGCAGUUCAGUCAGAACUUUGCCGUCACGGGCUUCCAGAUGCUCGAUUUCAACUGCUCAAGCCACGUCAGCAACUUCGGCAAAAUAGGCAACUUCUCAAUGAUCAUGUGCGAGUUCGCACUGAAGCGCGACUUCGGACCCUUCCUGCUGGAGAUCUACAUCCCGGGCAUCACUUUCGUCAUCACCUCGUGGUUCUCGCUGUGGAUUGACAUCCCGGCAGCGCCGGCGCGUGUGACCCUCGCCAUGACAACCUUCCUUACUCUCGUCACUGGCGGCAAGUCCAUCCGCGAAAAGCUACCUAAGGUUCCCUACGUACAUGCCCUUGACGUCUGGUACCUCGCCUGCACCGGAUUCGUGUUCUUCAUCCUGCUGGAGUACGCCAUGGUUAACUACAUCUACCACAAGGACAACCGCCGGCGCCAGGGAGGCAUGCGUCGCAUCGAGAGCCAAGCCUCGUUGGCUUCCGGCGGGGGUUCACUGAACGGAAGCACCUACAUCAACGUCAUCAGCGCGCUGGAGCAAGCUCAGCACCAGCACGGAGGCCUCACUCCGGGCCAGAGCGCUAAGGGCCAGUGCGCGGUGCAGAUCAAGUACAAGAAGAACAACAACGGCAAUCACAAGACGGGGGGUCCCACCGUGCUCAGGCUGACCGACCUUGAGCCGCAUUCGUUGCCAGAACUGCCGGACACGCCACCACACUCGCCGAUGUCGGUGCGCUCGUUCGCGGGCGACGAGCCACCCUUUGUGUGCACGCUCAUCACUCCGCUGACGCCACGCGACAUUGCCAACGGCAUCGACCGCCACUGCCGCUACAUCUUCCCACUGGCAUUCAUCGUCUUCAACGCCAUCUACUGGUUAGUCCUGACGUCGUCUUGAGCGGUUGAAGCUGACCCGCGACCAUGAAUCGUACCCGUUGUAUACAGGGUUCAUCAUCCUCAAAGUCAUUCGCUGAAUAAUGCCGAGAUAGACAAGAGCCUUGCAGCGAUGCAGUGUUCAUGAACUGCAUGGGCAUCAACGCUUGGGAUUUGUCGCAUUCACUAAUAUCCACUUGGCCGUCCGCACGGCGCGCCAAACAGAGAUGAAGACGUGCCAACUGUUACACAGUUCUCCCCAGGAAAAAGGCAUCACAAUGGCAGUUCGUGGCGAAGACAGAUGGAACAGCUUACAUCGUUUCCAUAUCCUUGGACAUGACUGUGGGUGCCGCUGCAGUUGAAAAUGUUUCUACACGAAGAUUAUAUGUCGGCAUUGUUAGUUAUUUUUCGCAAUCAACACAAUCUUCUGGGUCGUCUUGGCUUCGUCAGGAACAUAAGUGGCGAAGUGUUCAUUGCGCAUAUAUAUGAUUGUGCUCAACGGCCGCACAACUCCGCGGCGUUCGUUGUCACCAGCUAACCUCAUUUUGAGAAGAGUUGACUACAUGCUAACAUCAAGUGUUUUGCUGCUUCGUAUUCCCACUUGCGCUAGUCAUCUUCGACACCGUAUACUAGGUGAUGUCGACUACAACGUGAGGGCAAGAGUGUUGAUGACUGAUACUUAUUAGUGGUUCCAACCAGUGUCAAGAACUGGCGAAAAUGGGCCAGUGCCAGGCCUUGACUGUCGCCUGACAAACGAGCAUUUAUUACAGUGAACAUCCCUGUCUUAUUUCUCUCACUCUCUUUUACAUGACGCGACUGCUGAAGGUUUUGAAAUGCUUUCCUUCAUCCAAGAGCAUUUCGGACUAGUUCCCGUUACACCCACUGACGGGAUGUUUCCAUGACAACGGCGCGCAUAAUGCGCACAUGUAGGUUUCAUUGUUCCUAUGUGAGCCUAUGGGUCCGCAAUGUAUACAGGACUUACGAAGAGCUGUUUCUACAUUUUUAUUGCGUUUCCUGCGUCCACGUGGAAGCCACAAAAGAAGGAAACUUAUACGUAUGGUGGAAAGUAUAUUUUCGUUAGGGUGAACCGUUUGUCGUAGUAUAUGUUGCGGUGCACAGUACUGUCAUUCAUGGCGAAUAUUCGGACCAAGCAAUAUUCAAACCUAUUUUCACAAUUGACAGAGUGUGAAAAUGCGACAUCAUUUCAAUUUCCUUAGGCAUGAUCAAAAGAUCUGUUACAAGUGGAAAACAGUCUGCUAGGAAACGUAUCUGAACUUUUAGCUCUAACAGAAAAGCAUUGAGCUACCAGAAGCUUUGUCCUUUUCUAGAGUAGCAACCCUGAAGAAGUUGCUGAACAAUUAACAGAAGUUUCAAAAUUUUGCUAAUAUGGAAAAAAUAAACUCGUCAGAAAGGGUUCGUACGUGCAGGGCUCACUAAAGAUCUCAUAUUGUUACCAACUUGCUUAGCUGUCUACCAGACAAGCGGUCACACGGAAUCAAGCUCGUCUACACACAGUGUAAAAUAAAGUGAUCGCUGACUCGGUUGUGUAACAUGACCUAUGAACAAGCCCCACGAGUUUUUGCAAGAACACGGUAUAAGAGGGAAAAAAGGAGAGAGAGAAAAGGCUCCUUAGUGAAGAGCCGUCUCCUACCAGCUCUGGAACAACAGUCGUAAGCAUUUACUCGCGCCAUGACUUUAUGAAGUGGCAUUACUCCGUUUGUUUAUUUAUUCAUUUACCGAUUUUCCCAUACUGGGAUAGCCGACAAAGCAAGUUGGCACGAGAGGAUCUAGUAACGCAAAGAAAGCCUUUAUCCGCAUGGGUUCCGUGGUAUUAAGAUUCACAGGACACCAGCAUGUGCUCAAGAUAUUUUCAUUUUGAGAGAAGGCUCUUGGCCUCAACCGUGCUGACUACUUAUUAAUCAAACGCACAUUUGUCAAACAUGAAGGUUGUUCUUCGAAGGACUUGUAUUUAGACGCGAUUUUUUUCGUUUGGUUGUGACUUUUGUUUGUGUUUAACUCAUACAUGUGUCCGCGUUCAUAUGUUUCAUUGACUGUAGGUAGCAUAAUGUGCAAAAUAAAGACUUGCACACAAA
Dermacentor andersoni is the source of this 3712-nucleotide messenger RNA. RefSeq names its product glycine receptor subunit alpha-2-like. The record is from RefSeq and is a predicted model, not a curated record. Gene Ontology annotation, molecular function: transmembrane signaling receptor activity; extracellular ligand-gated monoatomic ion channel activity. Gene Ontology annotation, cellular component: membrane. Gene Ontology annotation, biological process: monoatomic ion transmembrane transport. Lineage: Eukaryota; Metazoa; Arthropoda; Arachnida; Ixodida; Ixodidae.